AAUUACGAAAUAAUACUUACUACCCUGGAACAAAAAUUAUGUUACAUAGUGUUAUCUGCUUGAUUCCUCGACCAAUUGGAUAACAAGACGAUAGCUGGGUUAUAAAGUGUCACCUGUAAAAGGGGUCCGGUCUUAAAUUAAUGUUCUGGGACCUCAGUACAGUGAAUCAAAAGUCUGAAGACUUUUUACACCUUUUUUAGUGUACCAAGUUUUCGUUCUAUUUUCUUCUCAAAUGUCCAUGUUUCCGAUUAAUUAGCCACGGUAGGUAGUGCAGGUUCAUAGACACGGUACUUCCGAGGACAAACGCAUGUUGGAAUGAGUUACAUAAUCUCUGAAUGUGCACGAUUUUUAUCGUUUACAUUUAGAGCAUGGAAAGGCUCACAAAAUUGUGACUUUUACCUGGGGUUGAAAACUAAUAUUGCCAUAAUAUUACUUCUGGAUGGAAAACCAACAUUUAAAACGUUACAUUUUAAGAACAUGUUUGUUAAAGAGGCGUGCAUAUGGAUAGCUAUAGCGCCAGCUAAAAAUACUCUUUCCAAAUUCAACAACUAAAUGAACCAUUGUAAAUAUUUUAAAAGGGGAGCUGAUGCAUGCUGCCAUUUAUAUAAACAAAAUGACAGAUUAUUGUAAAAAAAAUACUGCAUGCGAUUAGUAACACUGCUGGCUCGACAUCCUUAAAAAGUAAAUCACUUGGCUUGGCAGUUAAGCGGCUAUGGAUUAACAUUCACCGUGCAUGACCACAACCUUCACAGCCAUCUACAUGAGAAUACAAUAAUAAACUGCGCUGCCCCGAGUGAGUUUUUUUUGGACACAACACAGACGACAAUACUGGUGGGGUGUGCAUGCAAAACGGACCGUUUCCUUUAACCUUGACAACCGUCGGCUUCAUCUUAAUAUUGUCCCCGGUGUCACUGGCGAGGCAGUGCCUCCGAGCAUCGAAUGGAAAAUGGAUGUUGAUGAAUAUGAUGGCGCUGGUGAUGUUGGACUCAUUCCGCACUGUGGCACAUGAACCCAGAGACCGAAGCACGAUUCCUGGCCACAGCUCAGUGACGAGUGAUAUCUGCAGAAGUCGUGGGCCCUUCCUGAUAACCAACCGAGAUUGACUAUUGCGGUAAGGUAUAAUCAUACAACCAUCCAUGGAAAGGCCUUUAUCAGUGGUUUGACAAAGGAAUGAAAAUGAAAUCGUAUCCAUCACAAAGGAAAGCAUAAUUCCUAUUAGGGGGGUUGAGGAUCGCUAAAAUGGUUCACAAACUCUCCGUUUUGCCUCUCCCUGCGGUGUAAUAAUGUGUCCUGUGUUUGAGAAUGUGGUCCCAGUCAGAAGCGGAGGCCAUCACCGAGGUGCACAGGGCUGAGCGAUACUUUAUCGAGAAGCGUUUGGAAAAACUGUCCCGAGAUACCGAGAGACUCGCAGCGGGCCUGGUCAGCAGACUUAGGCAGCAACUUCAGCAGAAGAGCCAGGAGCUGGAUUCAGCUCAAGCUCUGAUACGGCAGCUCAAGCUGGAAGUAACAAUGUGGCAUGAACACGCCGAGGAUCUCGACAGAAAGAUGGCCUGCAUGCAUCAGGCAGUUGAUAAUCAGGGCAGCACGGAGAAGUACUGCAGGCCAUGUGGAUUUGCAGAGUCCACGAAGCACGAAGAGAAGUCCAGAGGAUGCGAUGACCACAACGGCUUCCAGGAUGCGGCGACUCCUCCUGGUGACCGUGUCAACCACCACAACGGGCUGUGGCCAGGUGGCUGUUGUAACGACAUCCGUUUCCACGGGUGGCCUACUCAAGGCAAGAGCAAGCUCCAGACAAGAACAAGAGCCAGCCAUGGCCACAGUCUCAACUAUCAGACGGCAGAGACCAGCAGUGGAUCGCGGCAUCAGUCUGGAACGGAGCGCAGCGAACGCCGAGUGGUGAAUUUCCAGACAGGGCUCAGCAAUGAAGAGAGGCUGCAGGCUGGAGUGGAGCCGAACAAUGACCGCGGCUUCUUGCCAGGGAGAGAGUGGGAAGGAUGGCAAAGCCAGGCUCAGGAUCUCUCUCGGCAGCUCGGCAUCAGUGUGGAAAUGCUGGCCCUUUGCAAGCAAGAGCUGCACAAGAAAGAAGAGGAGUUAGAAGGACGACAAGAGGACGAGCGUCGGCUGCACGCCGAGCUGCAGGCGAUGGGCGCUCGGGAGGCAGAGUCCCGGGCCCGUCUGCACGAACUCGUGGAGGAGAUGUUCGGUCGGCUGGAGAUGGCCGAGAACGCAGCCCGACGUCAGGGCGCCUCCGACACCAACACCUGAGGCUCCAUUGUUUUGGCAACCGGUGGGAAAUACUA
Petromyzon marinus (sea lamprey) is the source of this 2300-nucleotide messenger RNA. It is a transcript of the gene ZNF365, whose product is annotated as zinc finger protein 365. The record is from RefSeq and is a predicted model, not a curated record. Lineage: Eukaryota; Metazoa; Chordata; Hyperoartia; Petromyzontiformes; Petromyzontidae.